AUGGGGAAUAGAGUAAAAUUGUCUCCAUUAUAUAUGCCAUCAUUCAGAUGGAAAGGAUCCAUAUGGAAGGCUGUUUGGAUACAGUAUUUGAUUUGGCUUGCGUUGUUCGGCUUUGUGAGCAUCAUCUACCGUUUCGCACUCACCGAGACGCAGCGAAGGAUGUUCACUUGCCUUGUCGACUUCACUAACGCCAGGCUCUCCUACAUUCCACUCGAUCUCAUGCUUGGUUUUUUCGUGGCUGGAGUAUUGAAGCGGUUCUGGUAUCUCUACAACAUUAUCGGAUUUAUGGACAACAUUGCUCUGAUGACUGCGCUGUACGUGCGAGGAACAAAUGAAAGAGCUCGCCAAUGCCGUCGAAAUAUUGUUCGAUAUUGUCAGCUAACUCAGGUCCUAGUUUUCCGCGACCUGUCGAUGAGGUGCCGUAAACGUUUUCCGACGCUCGAUACCGUCGCCGCAGCAGGAUUCAUGAUGCCUCAUGAAAAAGAGAACUUUGACGGAAUACAGUACAACUACAAUAAAUAUUUCUUACCAUUCAAUUGGGCAUGGGCCCUUAUUUAUCGUGCGAGACAGGAAGGAAUGAUAGAAAGCGAUUACUAUGUGACCGUGCUCUCAGAGGAAGUGAAGAAAUUUCGUACUGAUCUGGCAUGGCUGUGCAAUUAUGACUGGGUACCUUUACCGAUGAUUUAUCCAACAAUCGUUUGCCUAGCCGUUCACACCUACUUCCUCGUAGGAGUAGUGGCUAGGCAGUACGUGGAAGGAUCCACACUGGAAAGCGACUCAAUCGAUAUGGUUUUCCCCUUCAUGACCAGCAUUCAAUUUGUACUUUACAUGGGAUGGCUGAAGGUGGCCGAGGCUUUGCUCAACCCUUGGGGUGAAGAUGACGACGACUUCGAAACGAACGUGCUCAUUGACCGAAAUUUAGCGAUGGGCUUGAAAAUUGUCGACGACGGUUACGGAAAAACACCCGAGCUGAAGAAAGAUGCAUUUUGGGAUGAUGAAUGGGUUCCAUUGUAUUCGGAGGAAAGCGCAUGGGAGAAAAAGUACACUCAACAUGAAGGAUCGCUAAGUCAUAUCAAGUAA
Molecule: messenger RNA, 1080 nt
Organism: Haemonchus placei
Lineage: Eukaryota; Metazoa; Nematoda; Chromadorea; Rhabditida; Trichostrongylidae
Source: the annotation of a GenBank genome assembly